Messenger RNA from Oncorhynchus nerka (sockeye salmon), 6660 nucleotides. RefSeq names its product cystinosin-like. Gene Ontology annotation, biological process: L-cystine transport. NCBI's taxonomy places the organism in Eukaryota, Metazoa, Chordata, Actinopteri, Salmoniformes, Salmonidae. The transcript is spliced from 10 exons. The record is from RefSeq and is a predicted model, not a curated record. Gene Ontology annotation, cellular component: lysosomal membrane. Gene Ontology annotation, molecular function: L-cystine transmembrane transporter activity. The coding region runs from base 271 to 1392 and encodes 373 amino acids.
UUAGUGCAAGCUCACGGAAACAGGAAAACAAAGGACUGCUCAGCUGCGGUAGUGUAUAAUUAGUUGAUUUCAGGAUUUGUUAGAUACUGUGUUGAACUAGCUAACUAUUGUUGUUAAGACGAAGCUUUUUUCCGUGCUAUAUAUGGUACAUUUCUGUUGUACUUAUGGAUUUGUAUGGAGGCAUAUGUUGCCUAAUGCAGAUUGUUUGUCCCGCAUACAAAUCGGUCAUCUCUUCUUCUUUUGCACUUUUGAGUUCAGCUAUCCCUCGAGAUGGCAGAUAAGAACUUUCUGUUGUUCUUGUUCAUAACACUCUGUACGGUCAUUACAUGUGAUGGGAGUGUAUCCUUAUCUGCUCCAGCCACUGUAAAUCUGGAGGAGAAAAGUUCAGCCAAUAUCACCAUAACGCCUAGCUCUCCUCAGAAUGUCUCAACACUCAUUAUUUUUAACUUCACCGACUCCUCUGCAAAUGUUACCUCAAUACUUCAACUGCCUCAACAGGUAGAGUUGCCUGCAAACGCCACAUCAAGCACUUUUGAGGUUCAUGCAGAACAUGUGGGUCAGGUGACAGCCUAUUUAUACAGCAACAACACUGACAUUGCAAGCCCCAAGACCCGAAUCCGUUUCUUGGUUAUUAGAAGCAACACUGUUGAUAUCAUUAACCAAGUAAUUGGUUGGAUUUACUUCCUAGCAUGGUCUAUAUCAUUCUACCCUCAAGUAUAUGAGAACUGGAGAAGAAAAAGUGUGGUGGGGCUGAACUUUGAUUUUCUGGCACUCAACUUGACAGGAUUCAUUGCCUACAGUGUCUUCAAUGUAGGCCUCUUCUGGGUUCCGUACAUGAAGGAAGAGUUUUUGAAGAUAAAUCCAAAUGGUGUAAACCCAGUGGAUGCCAACGAUGUGUUCUUCAGUCUCCAUGCAGUUGUGCUGACUCUUGUAUAUGUCUCUCAGUGUGCCAUCUAUGAAAGAGGAGGGCAGAUGGUGUCCAAGAUUGCUAUUGGCCUUCUGGUGAUUGGUUGGACGUUUGCCCUGGUUACCCUCUUUGUUGCUGUGGCCAGUAAGAUCACCUGGCUGGAAUAUCUCUACUAUUUUUCUUACAUCAAGCUAGGUGUCACCCUCGUCAAAUACAUCCCACAGGUCUACAUGAACUACCAAAGACAAAGCACAGAGGGGUGGAGCAUUGGCAAUGUGUUGCUGGACUUCACAGGAGGCAGCUUCAGUCUCAUUCAGAUGUUCCUUCAGUCGUAUAACAACGAUGAAUGGAAGCUCAUCUUUGGGGACCCCACAAAGGCAGGACUUGGCUUGUUUUCCAUAUUAUUUGAUGUGGUGUUCAUCAUUCAGCAUUACUGUCUGUACAGACAUAAAACACAUUAUGAGCUUGUGGUUGACCAGGAAUAGGCUAAUUGUCUUUUACUGUUUACCUCUGCCAAUGAGUCCAAAUGAUUUACUGAAGGACUAAUAUAAGGGCUUUCUUCUAUGUAGUGUUCCCAGUCAUUGAAUGGGAAGCUAUUUAGACACAGGGGGGCCAUACUUCCUCGUCUCAAAAUGCGUCAGCCAAUUAAAAUAUUUGGUGUAGUUGCACGUGAUCAAACACUAUUGGUACUUUCAAGACAACUGGGAAUUCUGGGGGUUGGGGGGAUGAGUGGAUGGACAAUCAUCGCAAAUUGAAUAUGGGGCUUUUCAAGCCCUGGAGUGAAUAUAAUUGUAAACUCGAUCAAAAGCGAGGGCAGAAGGGCUUACGUUGCUAACUUCCCUUGCUUAGUUAAUCAUUUGGACCGACGACAAAGGAGGCUGCCGUGAUUCCCCCAAUUUAGAUAAAGGUUACAAUUUAUUUUUAUUUUUACGUGCAUAAGUGGUGGAGGGUGUUUAUUUUAUGGGUUUAAAAUGCAACAUUAGCCUUUUGCUAACUUGCAUAGCUGGCCCGUGAUCAUAUCUGGUUCAAAUGCUGUAUCGAUCAAUUAAAAUCGUUGACGUAGUUGGACCUUAUCCAACACGUUAUGAUGAAAGUGUCCUUAACAAAAGUCCAAAGACACGUUCUGAUAAUCAAAGCAACUAGAUCACGUGUGUUUGGCUGACUGGUCAAACACACGUGCUAACUCCACGUAAUUGUUGCAGAUUGUGGCAAGGGUUGGAAUCUCAUGAGUUUAUUUUCCCCCUUUUGAAAUUUAGAAUUACUUUUUGUGUCAGUGUGUUGAAGUGUAGCCAAAACCAUGUGAAUGAAGAUUACGCAUACAUUUAAUGAAGAGCGUCUUGUUGGAGUCCCUCUUGCAGACCGACACAGGCUACUGGCACUGCUACAUAAAUAAUCGUCACUUCUAUAAACUAUAUUACAUAGAUGUUAGUGCUGUGCGAUUUUAACCGGCAUCGGUUCAAUUAUUUGAAUUCUAUUUCUUUCCGUUUUAUUUCUGUGAACUAGAUGUAACGUUUCUAUACAGAUAUAUUAGAUCAUGCAUUUCCAACAGUCCAAUAUUCUACAUAGUUUAGUGCAGAAAACGUGGUGAUUAAUUACAAUGAGAAUAAUCCAUUGCGUGCCAGUUUAAAUUUGUCUGGUCUGUCCUGAGCAAGGCAAUGGGGUGCGUUCGUAAAUUCAUUUUCGCUAUCUACACUGAUUUCAGAGCACUCUCGUUUGAGUGUGCCAGAGUGCAGAAUAACUGAUAUAAUUUACGAAUGCGCGCAACACCCGUAGAAAUUGAAAGGUGUCAGUAAAGGUUGGGGGGAAAAACGCAAAUAAAUUGUUGCUAGCAGCACAGUUAGUCACUAAUGCUCUAGAUAACGUGACAACAGCCUAACUAGCUCUGCUAGGGCAAGUAAAAUGGUCACAGUGAGGUGUUGUCUCAUUUGUGUGUGGAAGUAGCUAGCCAACUUUAGCCAGUUAGCUUUGGCACUUAACUGCCGUUGUGAGGUCAGAACGCUCAGAUCGACCCUACUCCUCGGCCAGAGGGUCCAGUGUGCGACCUGAACGCUCCGAGAGUGAAACGCUCUGAAUUUACUUAAGUGAUAAUGCCAGAGAAGCCGGUGUUUUGAAGAUGUAUUGGCACAGGUGUUUCGUCUUGGGCCUGCAAACCGUGCCAUUAUAUCCUCCGAACUCCGGGUUCGAGGGCAUUAUCACUUUUAUACAUCGGGUUACCAACUUAUUCGAGUAAUGAUUGAUAUAUUUUCAUUAAUGUUAUUUUGCUAAACGUAUUCAUAUUAUUUCAUCCUUCCGCAAGAUAUAGUCCAGACACAAAUCUAAGGUUGCUACCCAAGCCGGCUGGUCAUUUCUUCUAUGAGACACAGUCGUUCAAUUAUUUUUUUCCCCCGAAUCUAUGGACAUGACCCAGUCGUUCGUUCUAAAUGUGCCAUAACCAUACUGGCUGGCAAAAUUCGUAUCCCUUGCCUGCUCUAGCUAGCCAUAGUUGGCUAACUCACAGUCACGUCAAACAGUGCUGCCAGAAUAACAACAGUAGCUGCAUUUGCUUUUGUUUAAGCUGUUUUCUAGUGAUGACAUGUAUUUAGACAUCCAUAACAAUGAGCUAAUGAGGUGUGAUUUCGCAUAGCAUAGAAAAUGUGCUCUCCCAUCAGGACAGAGGUUCAGAGCUUCAAUGCCAUACAACACUCCUUCCGUGGCCUCCAACUGCUCUUAACCGCUAGUAAAACCAAAUGCAUGCUUUUCAACCGUUCGCUGCCUGCACCCGCACGCCGACUAGCAUCACCACCCUGGAUGGUUCCGACCUAGAAUAUGUGGACAUCUAUAAGUACCUAGGUGUCUGGUUAGACUGUAAACUCUCCUUCCAGACUCAUAUCAAACAUCUCCAAUCUAAAAUCAAAUCUAGAGUCGGCUUUCUAUUCCGCAACAAAGCCUCCUUCACUCACGCCGCCAAACUUACCCUAGUAAAACUGACUAUCCUACCGAUCCUCAACUUCGGCAAUGUCAUCUACAAAAUAGCUUCCAAUACUCUACUCAGCAAACUGGAUGCAGUUUAUCACAGUGCCAUCCGUUUUGUUACUAAAGCACCUUAUACCACCCACCACUGCGACCUGUAUGCUCUAGUCGGCUGGCCCUUGCUACAUAUUCGUCGCCAGACCCACUGGCUCCAGGUCAUCUACAAGUCCAUGCUAGGUAAAGCUCCACCUUAUCUCAGUUCACUGGUCACGAUGGCAACACCCACCCGUAGCACGCGCUCCAGCAGGUGUAUCUCACUGAUCAUCCCUAAAGCCAACACCUCAUUUGGCCGCCUUUCCUUCCAGUUCUCUGCUGCCUGUGACUGGAACGAAUUGCAAAAAUUGCUGAAGUUGGGAGUCUUUUAUCUCCCUCACCAACUUCAAACAUCUGCUAUCUGAGCAGCUAACCGAUUCCUGCAAGCUGUACAUAGUCCAUCAGUAAAUAGCCCACCCAAUUUACCCACCUGAUCCCCAUACUGUUUAUAUUUAUUUACUUUUCUGCUCUUUUGCACACCAGUAUCUCUACCUGCACAUGACCAUCUGAACAUUUAUCACUCCAGUGUUAAUCUGCAAAAUUGUAAUUAUUUGCCUACCUCCUCAUUCCUUUUGCACACAAUGUAUAUAGACAAUUUUUUUCUUUCUACUGUUAUUAACUUGUUUAUUGUUUACUCCAUGUGUAACUGUGUUGUUGUCUGUUCACACUGCUAUGCUUUAUCUUGGCCAGGUCGCAGUUGUAAAUGAGAACUUGUUCUCAACUAGCCUACCUGGUUAAAUAAAGGUGAAAUAAAAAUAAAUAAAGAGGAGCUAGCCAACCACACAGCUAACACAAUCAUUUCAAACUGAAGCUGGAAAGACUGCAAAGUGGCUGCAGUUUGUUUCAUUUGACCUUUUUCAAAUGGAUAUUUCUUUGUAUAUAUCCAUAAAAAUUAUGCUAGCUGAUUCAGGAUUUCGACUGAAUGAGAAACACUACCUGCCUGUCUGUCUCGUCCCGACAUCUCCACUGUUGAUAACUAAAUGUUAGUCUAAAAAAAAGAGAUAUUGCCUAGAUUAUUUUUUAUAGUGGAGAUAAAGUUUAUAAAUUGCCUGGCUGGGCUGAUGAGAGUGGAUUGCGCAGCCAGAUGGAACAGGGUAAAUAGGCAUUUUAAUGUCAUAUCUCGCUGGUGGCAACUUGCGGAAUAGACACCGACUGGAAUGCGGUUUUAACCAAUCAACAUUCAGGAUUAGACCUGCCCGUUGUAUAAUAACCUGACAACGCUCUGAAUUUACGAACGACCCAGAGCGCACUCUGACACUGGAGGCAAUAUAAGAACACAUACAUGGAGAGAAGUGAGAACGUGCAUUCCAGAGGGAUAGAAAGCAGUUGCUUCGCCAGCCUGAAAUGUGAUUUAUAGUUGGUAUUCAGCAGUCAUAAAAGUACACCUUAUUUACUUUGAAGAACUACACCUUAUUUACUUUGAAGAACUACUGAGAUAGUGAUUUUGUCAGACACCAUAGACAGUAGCUCUUUAUGAGGUGACUUUGAAUUAAAUAAUAGUUAUCAAAUAAAACACAUUUGAUGAAAGUAAUGUUGUGAUGGGCAGUCACUGCCACCAUGGGACUUGUAUUAAUUGUUUUAUUCUGUUACAGAAUUCAACCCACAUAAUGCAUUUAAUGUAUACAAAAACAAUGUGGAAACGCAAGUCGAAAAAGUGAUUAUUUUUCCAGAAUCAAACCCGAAACCGAACCGACCUAAAACUAAUAUGUGUGUAGGCUACACACAACGUUUUAUAUGCAUUAUUAUAAUAAUCCACUUCGUCAAAAAUGCAUUAUUUGAGUCUAGCAUUGAGGACCAGCAAUUAACAGUGUUUUUCUUAACAAAAAUGCAUGAUGCAAGGUGGGCUUGAACGCAUGGUUUAUGAGCACUGUCAUUUUAUCUUCAACAGUGUGUGCCACCAGGACCGAAUAAUGACGGUACAUGACAGCUAUUUGACCAAGUCCAUAAGGAUUUUCAACUUUUUAAACAAUAUGAUACACUUUAAAUAUUGUAUAGACCUCUUAUUUUUUUCCUGUAAAAGCACAUUGAUGUGUGUGGAAUGGAUGUGCGAAAACUUGGGAUUUUGUCAUAUGUGAAAACGUGCCUUUUGCAAUCAUGCAAAAUUGGGGCACUAUACUUGAAACAUACCAAGCAGAAUUUGUAGGUUUAAAAUAUCCUUCCUUGUGGCCAUUUUUACCUAUUUUAAGAAAUGCCAUUGGUUGGUAACGUUGAUACAGGAAAUAAUCACUGCCACCUGCUCAGGUUAGCAUAGGGCUAAAUGUGUCAGGCUAUGUAAUGGGAACAGCAAACGUGUGGCGUUUGAUCACGUGAAACUACAUCAACGACUUUAAUUCGCCAAUGCACAUUUUGAGAAACUUACUUUUUAAGCAAAGGCCCGUUUUUAAACUUUUUCUGUAUGACUCCAGGGCCUUUGCUUAAACAACUUUCAAAUGAUUGUAGGAUAAUAGGGAUUUCAUUGUGUUCCAUAAAUUGUGAGUAAAUUAUGGUUUAAUACCACUAAGGGAGGAACUUUUAUUUGUAUUUUUUUUACUGACUAGCAUAGGCCUUGAAUUUGCCAAUCUGUCAAAGCAAUGGCUCACUUUUUGAAAUACAAUACGACUAUUUUUAUUUAAUGUAAUUUUUUUUUCAAUAUUUGAAAGAUAAUUGCUAUUUUGAAAUAGACAGAAAACAUGAUGCUUUAUUGUCAAAUUAAUAAAAUAUUUUCAACUUAA